UUUCUUUUUUUUUUCAAUUUGCAAGUUGUAGAAAUAAUCAUUUAGAUACUAUGAACUGAAAUAAGAUUUUUCAUUUGGCCCAUAACACAAGCUUUCGCCGUUGUAACUUUCCGGAAAUACUUUACGCUUCCACUUAAACAUUACUUACCGACAUCCGUAAAAAUCGUUUGAAAAGAAUCGAAAAUAGUUCGAGGACCAACCACCCCUUUUAGUUUUAUCCAAUGUUACACUAUUCUUGAUAUCCAAAAAAUUGUGGUAUCAACACAGAUUUGGUAUGGCAGAAGAGGCAAAUGGGGAUGUGCUUGAUAGCUGGGAGGAGUUCGAAGAUACUGGGGAUCUUGACAAGAAACUUGAAGAGAUGAAAUUAAAGGAAUCUGAAAACAGGAUUGCAUCAGAUGCAGUUGUAGUUGAAGAUGGCAAUAGAACUCAGUAUGCACCCCAAGUUCGUAUACUUAAAAGAAAAUCGGAUGCAGAUUCAGCAGCAAAGCAAGGGGCAAGACCAAGUAACAAACCCACGAAAACUUUGGAACAAAGAGAAGCAGAAUAUGCUGAAGCAAGAAAGAGAAUUUUAGGUUCAACAUCUUCAACAGAAGUAAAAGAUGAAAUCAUAGUAACGAAUAACAGACCGCCUAGACUGAUGCAAAUGGAAGAAGCAAGACAGAAUUUAAACAAUAAUUGUGCAGUAGCUAUUCUGAGACAACCACGAGGACCUGAUGGAACAGACGGAUUUGAUCAAAAAGGCUAACCUUGGCAAAUUUAAACAAAUUUUUAACGAAUUCUUUACAACUGUCAAAUACUCAGACCAGCAUCCCAGUCCCUCGCUGGCUGUCCCCCGCAAAUAGCGCCAUGCUUGUACAGACCACAGACUUGGAUCAGUCAAAGUUGUGGUCACUCAUCCCAUUCAAGGCAUAGCAGAUUGCCAAAAGUAUGAAUGACUUAGCAGCUUCAGUCCCAAUCCCACUUAAAGUAGGAGGAUAUUGUUCAAAUGGAAACCAAUUGUGCAGAAUUAAGUACUCUUCAACAGCUUAAUUUCCAGGUCCUAUAGACAAUGGAAUAGAGCAAAGCAAUUCAAUACAGUAUUAAUGAUGCACAUUUGGCAAGCAAGAAGAAUGCACUGUUUGUUAUAGAUUUAAUGAAGUGCCUUUGUAUAUAUAUAUAUACUUCAUAUAUCAUGUUUAUGAUGUCAUAAUGGGAAAUCUGCGGUAGGCUCAAAUUUCGAGGGCAGCUUCUUGUAAAUAAAGUACAAUCAUUCUUAUUAAUCAAGUGUAAUGAAAUAGAAAGAAACCUUGAUCAAACGUAUAUAGCAUAUUACCAGAAGUGAUCCAAAGUUUGUGGACUAAUGUGAAAAAAUCUUCCCACGUUUUUAAAUUUGAUGAUUUUUAUUUUGACACUAUUUAUACAUAAGUUCGAAAAGUAUACAAAAUUUCGCUGUAAUAUUCUAAAAAAUAAAUAUAUACAAAAAUGAACUCGUACAGAAAUCAAAAUUGUUGCAACCUGAUGUAGCCUGCCAGUUAACUUUUGACAACAGUAACACCUCGAACAUUCUCCAGUUUUUCAAAAUAUUUCCUGUUCUCCUGAAUAACUCUCUGGUGCCAGUUAACCUACAAAAUAAAUACAAAUAAAAACUAGGUCAUGAGAUGAAAUGGUAUCGUUUGCUUUUAAUUAUCCUCUCGCAAUUCAUGGUGAGAGGGGACAUUAUAACAGAAGCCUGUUCAGCAGAGCGGGCGUACACGAGAGCUCGCCUCUAGCACCACAGGAUUAUAUUGGGAAUGUUCACAGGUGUGCGCUCUGGUGAACAGGCUUCAGGACUCGCUGUUCAUGAGUGUCCAAGUUACAUGUGUAUAAUGACAUAACUAGGAAGCUUGCAAAAUUUGAGAUUUCUGUCUUGCAUAAUAUUGAUUUUAUCACGUCAGUCCUAAAACUUUUUGAUCGCUGCUCAUUAAUUAGAUACACUGAAAUUUUGAAUUUUUUUUCUUCAAAAUAUGGGUCAGUUUUACUUGCUUAUAUGUGUAGAUCAUCCUCCAUCGGCAAGGUCACAUAAUUUGCUAAUAAUGUUCUACUCUCGCCGCGUGUAUAACCUUUUUGAAACAUUUUAUGGAAUAUCAAAAAGAUUUAAAAUGUCUUUCACUUUUUGGGGGGGGGGGGGGGAUAAGGUUUUUGAUAAAUAAGUCAUGGGUUAUAUUAGGAAAUAUUCCCAUAAGGCCAAAAAAAAAUAUAUGUUGGUUUCUACUUUCACCUCAAAAUUUUUAAGGGUUGGUAGGUUGGUAGUAUUUUUUUUUUUAUAUACUGUACAUGUAGGUUGAAUUAUUUUCUAAUGAUUUAGUAUUCUACUAUGCAUAAAAUAAAGUGAUUAUUUAGUAAUCAAAUGAAAUUUAUAUGAUGAAUUGAUACAUUUCUUCACUUUACUGUAAACAAAAACUGUUUCUGUGCUUUGGAAUCUGUCUAGUAUUAGUGCAUAAUAAAUAACUUGAUAAAUAUGUCAAUAAAUAUACUCUUGUUGUAGUGAUGACAUUUGCAAAAUCUGUGAGAAUGGAAAAAAAUGUGUUAGGGUCGGCAGAAAUUUUUAGGGUAGAUAGGGAAAGUGGAAACCAACAUAUAUUUUUUUUUUGGCCUAACUUGCUCAUCAUUGUCAAAAAUAAUUUUAUGAUGUACAUGUGUCUGUAUAUUACUAUGAGUAUAAUGAAUCGUGCUGUGAGAACUAACAUUGCAUUACCAAGUUCUGUGCAUUGUGAUAAUUUCUUGUUGAGCUGUACACAAUAGGAGUUCAUCUUUAAUGUAAUAAAUAUAGAUACAAGGGGCACCCUACUUAAUUAGCUGUUGAAACAUGAAUUUGUUGAAUGCUUAUUGCUUACUCGCACAUAUACUUAAAUGGUGAUUUGCCUCUGGUCAUGUUACAUGAAUUAUAUUUGUCUUUUUAAUUUUUUAACUCAUACUAAUGUGGAAUUCACUAUAAAAUGUACUGAUUUGCUACCAUGAAGUACUUGUGUGCCUCCGUAAUUGGAGAUUUGGGGUCAUAUACUUUUUGGUCUAUCUGUCUGUUUCUUUUUUAUUUUGCAAAAACUUUAACCUUGUCCAUAACUUUUGAAUAGAUGGUGAUAUUGUUUUCAUAUUACUCUCUUUGGGUAAACAAAUUCUUUUCUCUUGACCUUGGAGUUUGACCUCCUUAUGAAAAACUUUAACCUUGCCCAUAACUUUUGAAUGGUUAGUAAUAAGGCUUUCAUAUUCCUUUUCACAAGACCUUUCUUAUACAUUGUAGUACCAACAUUUUUUACUUCAAAACUUGAUCUUGGAGUUUGACAUAUUUUAACCAAGGCCAUAACUUUUGAAUGGUUUGUGAUAGAGUUUUCAUAUUUCACAUGUGUAGUCCUUGUGACAAGAACUUUCUUAUACAUUGUAGUACCAACAUUUUUUACUUCAAAACUUGAUCUUGGAGUUUGACAUAUUUUAACCAAGGCCAUAACUUUUGAAUGGUUUGUGAUAGAGUUUUCAUAUUUCACAUGUGUAGUCCUUGUGACAAGACCUUCAAUAUUUGACAUGUGUAGUCCUUGUGACAAGACCUUCAAUAUUUCACAUGUGUAGUCCUUGUGACAAGACCUUCAAUAUUUCACAUGUGUAGUCUUGUGACAAGACCUUCAAUAUUUCACAUGUGUAGUCUUGUGACAAGACCUUCAAUAUUUCACAUGUGUAGUCCUUGUGACAAGACCUUCAAUAUUUCACAUGUGUAGUCCUUGUGACAAGACCUUCAAUAUUUCACAUGUGUAGUCUUGUGACAAGACCUUCAAUAUUUCACAUGUGUAGUCCUUGUGACAAGACCUUCAAUAUUUCACAUGUGUAGUCUUGUGACAAGACCUUCAAUAUUUCACAUGUGUAGUCCUUGUGACAAGACCUUCAAUAUUUCACAUGUGUAGUCUUGUGACAAGACCUUCAAUAUUUCACAUGUGUAGUCCUUGUGACCAGACCUUCAUUUGGGUACCAUAAUUACUUUGCUGUCAUACGGGGGUAUAACACAUUUUGUUGCAUAUGGAAUACUGCGAGUUUAUACUUUUAAUCUUUUGCUUGUGGACAUUCAAUGAGUUUUAAACAGUGUAAUAUAGUUACUACAUGCACACAGUAAAACACAGCACACUGAUGGGGAUUGUCAAAAUUCUGCAAUCUCAAUUCCAUAUGCUGUAACCCAACUUCUUUUGUAAAGUCACUAUUAAGUUACAACAUCAAGAUGUACAUUCAAUAUAGAGGUAGAUAAGGUACUACAUAUUGAAGUCUUAUAUAGAAAUUUCAUGAUCUUGGAACAUGGUUUCACAUCACAGGCACUUGUUUAUGUAAGUAAGUUAUGACCUCUGUAUACUAAUAAUUAAUAGUAGUUUACAUAGGUUAUAACUUACUUACAAAAACAAGUGCCUGUGUUUCACAUCUUUGAUUUGUGAUUAGUUGGUUUACUGUAUGGAUUAGAUUGUCAUGAAUUUAUUCCUCAUGGGGAAUGAAAAUUGAUUUAUAAUAACUUAUAUUUUCUUACAGAGUCUGACUCAAUAAAUUGUUCACCUCUUGUUGCAUCUACGAUUCAUAA
This is a messenger RNA of Ostrea edulis (European flat oyster), 4564 nucleotides long. RefSeq names its product SUZ domain-containing protein 1-like. NCBI's taxonomy places the organism in Eukaryota, Metazoa, Mollusca, Bivalvia, Ostreida, Ostreidae. The transcript is spliced from 5 exons. Bases 275 to 745 code for a protein of 156 amino acids. The record is from RefSeq and is a predicted model, not a curated record.